Rotaria sordida is the source of this 1797-nucleotide messenger RNA. Lineage: Eukaryota; Metazoa; Rotifera; Eurotatoria; Philodinida; Philodinidae. The record is from the annotation of a GenBank genome assembly.
AUGUUCUUACGUAAUCAUUCACGUUUAUUAUUAACUUUAUGUCGACCAACUAUAUUAAUAUAUCAUAAUAAAUCAUUGAAAAAUCUUCAAAUUCGUCAUAUAAAUAUUGAUGCACCAAUGAAACGAAAAAUUCUAUUAAAAAUAAAUACAGUUCUUAAUGAAGGUCAACAUUUCGAUGAAAAUUCUAAUGAAUCUGAUAUAACUAAUAUAGCUUGUUUAAAUAAUGAACUUAUUCUAUCAGAACGUAUGGUUAAAUUUCCAUUUCAUUAUCGAUGUAUACUUGAACAACAAUUAGCUAUAUGUCAAGAUCGUUGGGUAUCAAAUAAUGAAUGGCAAGAAUUAUAUAAUGUUGUUGGUGAAACAACAAAACCAUUAUUUGCUUCAAUAACAAUGCUUAUUUGUGUACAAUUAAAACAUAUUGAACGUGGUCGAUCAUUAUUUGAAUUUAUUCAAAAAUAUUAUCCAGAUUUAUUAACAUCAACAUUAACAACAUAUGCAGCUUAUAUGAAUUUAUUAUCUCUUGAUUUUUUUACUUUAAUUGGAAAAAAACAUGGUCAAGAUUAUUCACCAUAUGAAAAAGAAUUAUGUGAUAUUUAUCAAAAAUUUGUUAAAGAUAAAAAACAGUCCAUCAUAGCAUCCGCGGCUGCAUUAGGAAUAAUCAAAGGUUUAUGUGUAACUCGACUAUGGCAUGAAGCUUAUUCUUAUUUACCAUUUGUUAAUGAUGAUGAUCAAUUACAAGCAAUGACAGAUGUUAUACUUGCUGCUUUACAUAAUGAUGAUGUUAGUACAGCAAUAAAAUUAGUUAAAAAUCUUAAAAAUUCACCACCAAGUGAUAGUGUUGCUGCAACAAUGUCAAGUUCAUUAAAUGAUAUGAUACGAGAUAUGUUUAGAAAUAUAAAUGAAAAUAAUGACAAUGCUUAUGAAUUUAUUCAAUAUUUAUUUAAUUAUUUAUCUACAUUAGAUUAUUUUAUUGAAAAAUCAGCUGUAGAUGAAAUGAAAAUAUUUUUUACUAAAUAUAAACCAAAUACAUUCAAUUAUGGUACAACAACUGUAUAUCCAAAUGGUGCCUGUAAACAAUUACCUGGUUUGAAUUUAGCAAGUGGUGACUUAAAUGAUGAUGAAUUCAGUUUUUUACUUAAUUAUCUUAUGGAAACUGCUUAUGCUGCAAAAGAAGUUUACAAUACUGCAACACCACUUGAAUUUGAAAAAUUGAAAGCAGUUCUUGCCCGAAAUAAAUUUACUAUGGUUGUUGAUGGUUUAAAUAUACUCUAUGGUAUUGAUCGAUUUGCUACUGAUCCUGUUAAUACAAUGAUUAAAACAAUAAAUUUUCUUAAAAAUUUACGUGUAUCUCGAACACAAAUGUUAUUUAUUGCACGUAAACAUGUUUUAUCUCGUAUACCAUAUGAUAUUCAAAAAGAUUUACGUUCAAUAUGUGAAGUUUUUCUAGUUGAUAAUACUUCUCGUGAUGAUUGGUUUGUUUUAUAUGCUGCAUUAUAUUCCAAAGCUUAUGUUUUAACAUCUGAUAUAUUAAGAAAAGAACGUGGAAUAUCAAAUAAAUCUACACCAGCAAAAAAUACUGAAGUUAAUGAUAAAUUACAAAAAUGGCUUUAUCGUUAUCAAUAUUUAUUUGUUCGACAAGGAAAGAAAGUUUAUUUUAAACAACCAAUGGCAUAUAAAUUAAGAGCACAAUAUAUACAAAAUGUAUGGUUAAUUCCAUAUUUUAAUGAAAAACCACUUACAUUAGCUCAACGACCUGAUAAUUGGUUUUUUGUUUAUAAAAUUUCGGAUAAUAAAUAA